UCCGCAUAUAUGUUGUGGUUCAACAAUGCACGCGAGCAGAUUAAGCGCGAAAAUCCGGGCAUUAAAGUGACCGAAGUGGCGAAAAAAGGUGGAGAGUUAUGGCGUUCAAUGAAUGACAAGUCGGAAUGGGAAGCAAAGGCAGCUAAAGCCAAGGAAGAUUAUGAUGAAGCGGUGAGAGAAUUUGAGGCCAAUGGAGGCAGCUGCCGAAUUUAUAUUCAUAUAAUCAGCUGGAUUGAAAAAACGUUUACACAAAGUUUCCAGUCACUCACAUCAAAGGUAAAACAAAAAUAA
Anastrepha ludens (Mexican fruit fly) is the source of this 291-nucleotide messenger RNA. RefSeq names its product high mobility group protein D-like. Lineage: Eukaryota; Metazoa; Arthropoda; Insecta; Diptera; Tephritidae. The transcript has a single exon. Gene Ontology annotation, molecular function: transcription cis-regulatory region binding. The record is from RefSeq and is a predicted model, not a curated record. Bases 10 to 291 code for a protein of 93 amino acids.